CAAACUACGUUUCUGGUUAGAUUUUCUCUCGGUUUUCAGGAUCCAUAAGUCUUUCCCACAUUGGAUCCAACUCUCAUAGAAGCCCCGACAGAGAAGCUUUGAGCAUGGUUGGACGCCCACGACAUGUCCUCAUCACAGGCGGGAGUCGGGGCAUUGGACUCGCAAUUGCGCAAAUGUUCGCAAAGAAUGCAUACCGUUGCACUUUGAUCUCGCGCUCCGAGGAGGAUCUCAAAGCUGCCGUACAAACAUUACAGCCUUUAUCGUCGAAUUCAUCAGAAGAUAUAACGUCCACUACAUCAUUAUCGGCGUCAGAGCCACGUUCAAAACAAGAGAAUUUGGAACGCUUCUCGCACGGUUACAUUGCAGGAAACAUAUCCCAUGCCUCGAACUUCUGGACCACCAAUUCCUCAAAGCCCUCGCACUUUGGCACCUACCUGCCUAAGGCCCGCAUCCGACAAGAAGACCAAGUAUCUAGAAUUGAUGUCCUAGUAAACUGUGCGGGGACCAGCCAGGCGAAGCUCUUCACGGCGAUGGAGGAUGCGAGAAUUGACAGUAUCAUCAACACGAACCUAACGAGCAUGAUGAUUGGAACGAGGUUUUUGCUACGACAGGGUUACCUAAGCAAUAUCCGAAGGUCCUCCAAAGCUAAAGACGAACUCGAAGAAGGGAGCAACGUAAUAAAAGUGGAAGAGGAGACCAGCCCCGUGAUUAUCAACGUAGCAAGCCUCCUCGGUCUGCAAGGUGGGUACGGCGCCGUUGCAUACGCUGCUUCCAAGGCCGGCGUGCUCGGCUUCACGCGUGCUUUAGCCACCGAAUACGCAUCCCAUCGUGUCCGCGUGAACGCGAUUGUACCGGGGUAUGUCGAUACGGAAAUGACAAAAGAUUUGAAUCACUCGGAAUUGAAGCAGAGAAUCCCCCUAGGGCGUUUCGGCAAGCCUGAGGAAAUCGCACAAGCAGCUCUAUUUCUCGCUGAGAAUCAGUAUGCGCAUGAUUGUGUCAUGAACAUAGAUGGAGGGUUGUCUGCGGUGUAGAGUCGUGCACGAUAUUUGUGUGGCUAUACUAUGCCUAUUUCCACUCCAAGUGGGCUGACCAUUGUCGCUAUGAUCUUAUCACCCUCCCGACUUGCGAAGACCAAAGCAAAUAUGAUAGAGAGAAGAGGUCUAUAUGCUUAGGCGCCUCGAGACGUAGCCAGAUGCUGAAGAAAGGGCAAUACAGAAGAUGAAGGGUCGGAAAUGGCGGAU
Cucurbitaria berberidis CBS 394.84 is the source of this 1241-nucleotide messenger RNA. RefSeq names its product 3-oxoacyl-reductase. NCBI's taxonomy places the organism in Eukaryota, Fungi, Ascomycota, Dothideomycetes, Pleosporales, Cucurbitariaceae. Gene Ontology annotation, molecular function: oxidoreductase activity, acting on the CH-OH group of donors, NAD or NADP as acceptor. The record is from RefSeq and is a predicted model, not a curated record. The transcript is spliced from 4 exons. Bases 105 to 1031 code for a protein of 308 amino acids.